This is a messenger RNA of Alternaria viburni, 663 nucleotides long. RefSeq lists its product as uncharacterized. The transcript has a single exon. The record is from RefSeq and is a predicted model, not a curated record. Lineage: Eukaryota; Fungi; Ascomycota; Dothideomycetes; Pleosporales; Pleosporaceae. Bases 1 to 663 code for a protein of 220 amino acids.
AUGUCGGAUAGCCCAGUUCCCGCCCCUCUGAGCCCUACGGCCGCUGAAUUUGUUCCCGGCCAGCUUGCGCAUCCCAGCCCUGCGUCGAGCGAGCGCGUCUCUUCCCCUGCGACGCCGCCCCAACAAGGUCUGAACGCCCAGCCUCAGUACCAGCUGCCGCAACAUCCACAGGGACUGCCAUUCUGUAGCCCCUCGUUCUACGGGUAUCAGCCAUACCCCCUAUACGAUGGCUACACCCACUACUACAAUCAAGUCCACAACCCGUUCGACUUCAACGCCACACCACCCCCUUACUACGAACAAACCCAACGUCCUAUGUGGAUCCAUGAGCAUACCUCCUACAUCGGGUACACCGAAGGCACACCCGAGCCGUUCACAAACCAGCACCGCGAGGUCAACGGCGUACGAGCCGGUAGGAUGCCCUACCAGAACCAUCACGGGGAGCACCAUCAGACUGGAAACGGUGCGGACCCCAACACCGGGUUCAGGAGGAAGCCCAGGAAGAAUAACCGUAGGAAGUAUAACCAUCGGGCGCGCGAGGACCAGCAGAACCAGGAUUACGAGCAGGACCACGACCACGACCACGACCAGGAGCAACAGCAGAAGCCUGGGGGCGAGGCCAGUGGAACCUAUAGACGAAAUCGUCCUGGUGGAAAAGACUAA